This is a messenger RNA of Penicillium cinerascens, 4317 nucleotides long. RefSeq lists its product as uncharacterized. Gene Ontology annotation, molecular function: transmembrane transporter activity. Gene Ontology annotation, cellular component: ribonuclease MRP complex; nucleolar ribonuclease P complex. Bases 1 to 4317 code for a protein of 1438 amino acids. The record is from RefSeq and is a predicted model, not a curated record. NCBI's taxonomy places the organism in Eukaryota, Fungi, Ascomycota, Eurotiomycetes, Eurotiales, Aspergillaceae. The transcript is spliced from 10 exons. Gene Ontology annotation, biological process: transmembrane transport; tRNA 5'-leader removal.
AUGACAGGGACAAUUGAUGAAUCGCCCCCGGCGCAUUACGACGAGAAGCAUGCGAUCCAGCCCCUGGAGAGCAGUGAGCUCGAGACACGACACAGUCACCUGGAGGAGGUCGAUGCAAGCUCCAAUGAGGCGGGCCUUCAUGAGUCCGAGAAGGACAUUCCUAUGACCUUCCGGCGGUUCAUGGGAUUCACAGCGAUGGCUUUCUUGUGGACCGGUAGCCAGAUUCCGGUCUAUCUAUUCGGUGGUAUUCCUCCGUAUAUCUACGGGGAUAUCGGAGGAGAUGAUCGCUGGGUUUGGUUUGUCUUGGCCAAUCUUCUCAGUCUCGCGGGCGUCUGUCCUUUCGUCGGUUCUCUAUCUGAUCUGAUCGGCCGUCGCUAUGUCGCCAUUCUUGGUGCCAGCCUCAUCUGUCUUGGGAUGAUCGUCUCCAGCACGGCGAACACAAUGAAUAUCUUUAUCGCGGGUAUGGCGAUUGCUGGCGCGGGUGCCGGUGUUAAUGAGUUGACUGCGCUGGCUGCUACCUCAGAGAUGGCUCCUACCCGCAAGCGUGGUGUCUACGUCGCAGUCCUAAUCUUUACUAUCGUGCCCUUCUGCCCGUCGGUCCUAUGGGCCCAGCUUAUUGCGUACUACAGCAACUGGCGUUAUGUCGGCGCCUUCUGUGGAGCGUGGAGUGCCUUCGGUCUUUUGAUCACGGUCUUAUUCUACUUCCCUCCGCCUCGAGCCAACUCCCUUGGACUCAGUCGGAUGGAAAUUAUCGGCCGCAUUGAUUUUGUCGGUGGCUUCCUGAGCAUUACCGGCUUGAUCAUCUUCUUGGCUGGCCUGCAGUGGGGUGGAUACAUGUACCCAUGGUCCUCUGCCCACGUUCUCGCCCCGUUGAUCAUUGGCUUAUUGCUGCUUGUUGCGUUUGCAUUCUGGGAGAUCUAUGGAGCCAAGUACCCCAUCUUCCCGAGUCGCCUGAAGCAAGAGCCUCGUAUUCUGGGUCUUACACUGGUGAUCACCUUCAUCUCCGGUGCCAACUUCUUUUCGGUGUUGAUGUUUUGGCCCACCGAGUCGUUUAAUGUAUACGGGCAUGACCCUGUGGAGGUGGGUGUCCGCAGUUUGCCCAUUGGCUUCGCUAUCUUGGCUGGAGCUUGCAUCGUGCUGGUGUUGUUGAGUGUGUUCCGAGGCCAUAACAAGGAGCUGUUGAUUGUCAGCAGUAUCCUCAUGACUGCCGGUUGCGGUGCUAUGUCUAUUGGCAAGAUUGACAACAUGUAUCAGCUGUGGGGAAUCCUCAUUCUGGCCGGUCUCGGAAUUGGUGGCAUCGUCGUUCCCGCCUCAAUUAUUACCACCAUCAUCUGCCCGGAUGACCUUAUUGCCACAAUUUCCGCACUGACCCUGUCCAUUCGCGUCGUGGGCGGUGGUGUCGGCUACUGCAUCUACUACAACGUCUUCAUCUCCAAAUUUGUCCCCCUGGCAAAGGAAUAUAUUGGCGGUACAAUGGUGACAGAGCUUGGAAUCACCGAUGUACAGCUAAUCACCGACGUAAUUGAGCUCACCGGUGCUUCACUGCUCACCGAAAUCAAAGCGCUCCCGGGCAUCGCUGGCAACGAGACGGCAUACGAUAUGGUGGUCACAGCUGGCCAGCUUGCUUAUGCCGAGUCCUAUAAGUGGGUGUACUAUCCCGGCAACUUUUUUAUUCUCGACUCGUCUCAGCUCAACAUCGCAGCUGCCACCAUGGCUUCUAACGCAGCAAAGCGAAAGGCCUUCCCGUCAGGAGCCCAUGGCCCUACCGGUGCUUCUCGUAAGCGCGCCAAAACCCUUGAUGCGCGCUCCCUCGCCGUGCAGUCUACUGACUCUGCCCUCUCCGCAACGGGCGAGCUCGAUGUCGCCGCAUACGCAGCUGCCCGGGCAUUCGAAAUACAGGCCCUGGAGGAUGGCAUGAAGCGGUCGAAAUCUGCAUUAACAACUCGAGCGUUCCAGAAAGUGCCCCGCGCGUUGCGGCGCCGGACCGCAAGUCACAAUGUUAAACGGGUCCCGCAGAGGUUAAGGGCGCGAGCGAAGCACGAGAUGAUCGAGGACAAUACUCCGACCGUUACUGCACGCCGACGCAAGCCCACCCAGAUUAUGCGCAUCCGGCUCGAAUCCGCUCGUCGCCUACAAAAUAUCAAUGCCAAAUCCAAGGCCCGACGUGCCGCCGCAAAGCUCAAACGCGACAAAGAAAAUGGAACCGAAUUGAAAGAGGAGGGGAGCCACGCCUACAAUACAGCCCCCAGGGUACCGAAGGUCAAAAAGUACAAACUCUCUAGGCCGCCGCCGGCAGACGCAAAGUACCGCAAGCGCCAACGAUGCAAGACCUGGCUUCCGACACACAUGUUUCACGCAAAACGUGCCCACAUGGCUACGACCAAGGACCCGAUUUGGCGGUUCGCGAUCCCUCUAUCACCAACCGAAAAAAGCUACCGGCCUACACAUAGAGCGCGAGGUGCUCGGGGUGCUGUAGCUUGGGAUAUGAGCUAUAUAUCAACGGUGCAACUGGAAGGAAUAGAAUCAUGUAUUGAAUCUGUUUUGCGGGCUGUUGGUAUCGGUGGUGAUGAGGCAUGGGGUACCAAAGGACAGAAGUGGAGAGCUGGAACGAGAUCACUCCAAGCCUGGACUUUCGAAAAGGACAAUCGCUCUAAGCCAAUUGUUCCUGUUACACUCAUUUGGUGUGCACCGCAUAAGCCCGAGGAUGUCGAAAUGGCGGAUACAGAUAAACCCCCGGCUAUAUUGAAACCCCCUCGGCGGAAGCUCUGGAUCCGAGUUCAUCCCUCCGCAUUUCUGUUAUUGUGGCAGAGCCUACUCGAGCUCUCGAAGAGACAGAGCCCCCCUGUCAUGGUCGAAGACUUGAGAUUUGAGAUUGGCAGCAUUGAAAUUACCGGACCGGGUUCCACGGAGGCAUUACUGGCUUCAUUGCGGCCUGUUUUGGGACCGAGUGACGCCCCAGCGGGACAGAGCCCAGAAGCCAUUUGGCCCUCCCUCCUCGGAGUAUCAAAUCCUUCAUCGCUUCCACAAAAUGCUCUUUUAUCCUUUGCCGUUUCUGAUCCUCGCCUCCAAUUCCCGCCACGCACACUCAACGUACCUGGUGAUGAAGACCAUAUGAACGAUCUGGCAAUGCUGCUCUCAAAAUGGCCACCCGAUCAAACACAGGGUCAAUCUUCACUCUUCGAUCGCCCUAGCCGCCUUGCAGCUGCUCGUCAGCUUCCAAGCCAAAAGGCCAUCAACCGUCGCCGGACUCUCGCUGGCCCUGGUGCUUACCCUGCCCCGCAGACCAAUGACCCAAAAAUUCCCGUAAUGAUACUUGCAGCCCGACCACAAGCCCGCGCCAAGAGAAACACAACCCCGGGUUCCUGGACUGUUCUGCUACCUUGGAAAUGCGUCGUCCCCGUUUGGUACUCGCUCAUGUACUAUCCUCUCUCGAGCGGUGGAAACCCACGCUUCGGUGGCUUGAAGGAGCAUCAGCAGCUUGCAUUUGAGGCCGGCGAGGGUUGGUUUCCUGGUGAUUUCCCUGGCACCCGAGCUGGAUGGGAAUGGACUCAGCGCGAGACAGAGAAAUCCCGGCGCCAGUGGGAGCGCCGCCCCAAAGGACGUCGAUCGGAAUUUGAUACUCUCGUUCUUGGGGAUGGUCACCUCAAGGGAGAGAUUGGACAUGGAUGGGCCUGUGACUGGGAGAGGCUUGUACAAGGGCCGUCGAAGGAUGAUGCUGCGGACAUUGCCGAUGGUGAUGAUAAGAAGGCUUCGGACCAAGUGGAUGGGACUAUGAAUCCACCAUCCAACAUCCACACCAUCCGGUACGCACCAGGUGACACAAAUAAAAUUCUCAACAGCCUCAGCAAAGAACAUGUCGAUCCCUCUUCUCUUGCCACCAUCCACCUCACCCUUUCCACUCGCGGUACUCCCACACCCUGUGCACGCAUCUAUCGUCUCCCGACCGAUCCCGCUCUGCGGCGCAAAUGGCUCGAACUUGCUUCAGCCAACCGCAAGUCUAGCGAGAAAACAACUCCGCUCAAUGAUACCACACUUUCCCAUGAAGAAGCACGGCGUCGUCUUGCUGAGUCGCUUAUCUCAACUUCUGCGCAUGAAAACUCGACAUCUAAUCAUUUGGAAGUACCUACCGAGGAAGAUCUCAUCGGCUUCGUGAGUACAGGAAACUUCAAUCUCUCUGAAGGCAGAGGCACUGGAAUUGGUUCAAUUCAGUUGUCGAAGGUCUUGGUUCCUGGCGUGAAGCUGUCUGAGCGGAGGAUGUGUAUUGUUAGGUCUGCGGGAGAGAAGCUUGGUCGACUGGGGGUGUGGGAGCUUGUCUGA